UUUUACUUUGCAGGAGCCUACAUUGAUCUAUUGGAUAUUAAAAUAGGACUACCACGAGCAAAUCCAUGUUCUGGAAAGACAAAUCUGCAGAGUGAUGCUUUAUUUACAAUUAUCGAUGAACAAGUGAAACGAAAUCCGGAUGAAGUUAAGAAAAUUAAUGCUAUCUUCCUUUACAAUAUUACCGUUGACGGCAAACCAGCAGCUGAAUGGACUCUUGAUUUAAAGAAAGGUGAAGUACACAAGGGAAAACCAAAAUCUGAAAAAGCAGACACGACGCUCACUAUAGAUGAUAAAGAUAUGGUUGAAAUAGCACUAGGAAAAUUGAAUCCACAAUUGGCAUUUAUGCGUGGUAAAUUGAAAAUAAAUGGAAAUAUUAUGCUCAUACAAAAGUUAAAAAAUUUUAUGGACACUUACAAAGCAAAGUUGUGAUUCUUUUUAUAUUGUUAUUAUUGUUAUAGUUUUAACCAAAUAAUCUAUAAAAAUAGUAAAUUACAAAUUUAUAUAAAACCUGAAAAUGGAAAUAUUUGUAUAAGUUGGGGAUAUGCAUACAUCUUAUAUAUUGUUAUUAUUUGCUUUGAGAGAAACUUGUAAAGAAAAUAUUGGGAAAAUGUUGAAUUUCUGAGUUUAUACACUUGUAUUAUAAUACAUUUAUAAUAAUAAAGUUACAUCAAAAUAAUAAUAA
Molecule: messenger RNA, 682 nt
Organism: Pogonomyrmex barbatus (red harvester ant)
Lineage: Eukaryota; Metazoa; Arthropoda; Insecta; Hymenoptera; Formicidae
Gene: Mfe2
Product: peroxisomal multifunctional enzyme type 2
Source: RefSeq, a predicted model, not a curated record